Penicillium crustosum is the source of this 791-nucleotide messenger RNA. RefSeq names its product 40S ribosomal eS7 domain-containing protein. The coding region runs from base 1 to 780 and encodes 259 amino acids. Lineage: Eukaryota; Fungi; Ascomycota; Eurotiomycetes; Eurotiales; Aspergillaceae. The record is from RefSeq and is a predicted model, not a curated record. Gene Ontology annotation, biological process: rRNA processing; ribosomal small subunit biogenesis; translation. The transcript is spliced from 4 exons. Gene Ontology annotation, molecular function: structural constituent of ribosome. Gene Ontology annotation, cellular component: 90S preribosome; ribosome; small-subunit processome.
AUGAAGAAUAGAACACUAUGGUCAAAAAAAGGUCCUGGGGUAGUUGCCAACCAAAGGCGACGCACCCUAAGCGAAUGCGCCGAUCCCACAGCAAAUUCCCAUUCGAUUCAAUCUGCGAACCUCCCCUCCGUCGACAUCACCACCAGCACUUCCCGCAGCACCCCGUCGCUCGCAAUAAUGGCUGCCAUCAACAAGAUCGCCCCCAACUCGCCGUCCCGGCAGAACCCCUCCGAGCUGGAGACCGCGAUCGCCGGCGCUCUCUUCGACCUCGAGAGCAACACACAGGACCUGAAGGCCAGCCUUCGUCCCCUGCAGUUCGUCUCUGCCCGCGAGGUUGAGGUCGGCCACGGCAAGAAGGCCAUCAUUGUCUUCGUCCCCGUCCCCCUCCUGAACAACUUCCACAAGAUCCAGCAGCGUCUUACCCGCGAGCUCGAGAAGAAGUUCUCCGACCGCCACGUUCUCUUCGUGGCUCAGCGCCGCAUCCUGCCCCGCCCCAAGCGCUCCGCCAACUCGCGCACCACCCAGACCCAGAAGCGCCCCCGCUCGCGCACUCUGACCGCUGUCCACGACUCCAUCCUCUCCGACCUCGUCUACCCCGUCGAGAUUGUCGGCAAGCGCACCCGCACCAAGGAGGACGGCUCCAAGACCCUCAAGGUCAUCCUCGACGAGAAGGAGCGUGGUGGUGUCGACCACCGCCUCGAUGCCUACGGCGAGGUCUACCGUCGCCUCACCGGCCGCUCCGUUGCCUUCGAGUUCCCCCAGAGCGGCGCUGAGUUCUAAAUGCACAUUUA